AUGCGCUGGGCCGAUGGGGACUCAGAAGGUCCCAUUGAGCGAGGCCCAACGGAGACGGGAAACGACUUCGACAUCCGAAUGCAAGAAGAGCCGGAUGGAAUGCUCGCAGCGGAAAAGAUCGUGCAGGUGCUCAAGGAGAAAGGCGUUUGCGUAGUGCAAGCCAACGCUCCUCUCCCGCUGGUGUCCAGUGCUUAUGAAGAAGCAGAGAGCCUCUGGGAGGAAGGCGAGUUCAAGCCGCCCCUGCGGGUCCACGACGACCGGAGCCUCUUAGAAGCACAACUCUGGCAGCAGGCGCUCCAGGACGUCGACAAAGCCGUGUGGAUUCGAGAGUCAGAUUCUAAAGCCAUCCAGCUGAAAAACGCGCUGAAACUCUUGGGCCGGAACAUGGCCGACUUCUGCGCAGGCCUCGGUCCACUGCUGGAGAAAGAGAUCGGAGUCUCCUUCGAUCGGCUUGGGCAGCCGCUUCUGACCUGCUAUACGGGGGAUCGCCAGUACAGUGUCCACAUUGACAACCCCCACAACGGAGACGAUGCAGGGCUGCCUGACAACGGCAUGCGGCUCUCCUGCGCGUACUACCUCAACACGAACUGGGAUCCGGAGUCGGGGGAACAGGGCGGCCUGGACAUCUUCCUCUCCGAUCCCAGCGUGGCGGUUGCGCCCAGCGCAGCGCGGAAGCAGCCGCGGCUAAGGGUGGCCCCGCAUGCCGACACGCUGAUUUUGCAUCUAGCAGAUCGCAUGGCCCACCGCGUGAUCCCAACGCAAGGUAUCGAGGAGAGAUGGUACGCUUUGCAACUCUGGGGGCUGCAUGGGGAGUCCAUGCAGCAGAUGUCCAGGAAGCUGCUAGCCAUGCGGCAACCGGCGAAAGCCGAGUCUGACGACGAGGACUGA
Symbiodinium sp. CCMP2592 is the source of this 888-nucleotide messenger RNA. The record is from the annotation of a GenBank genome assembly. NCBI's taxonomy places the organism in Eukaryota, Dinophyceae, Suessiales, Symbiodiniaceae.